AUGGCAGAAAGGGACCCGGAAGGGAAUGAAGACUGGGAGUGGGACGGACUGCUAGGCGAUGAGGAGGCUUUCGAAUGGCUUGCUGGUGCUGAAGUCCCAGAAAGAUGA
Alternaria arborescens is the source of this 108-nucleotide messenger RNA. RefSeq lists its product as hypothetical. The transcript has a single exon. Lineage: Eukaryota; Fungi; Ascomycota; Dothideomycetes; Pleosporales; Pleosporaceae. The record is from RefSeq and is a predicted model, not a curated record. The coding region runs from base 1 to 108 and encodes 35 amino acids.